UUCCACGAGGAAAGCGAGCUGCUCUGUAUCCGAAGCGACCGGCCUUUUUAAAGAUCAACUGUGCAGUUUAACAACUGUUUUAGGGGUGUUUAUGGUGUAGGCACGAAGGGUUGGAAGCCGUAUUUUCCAUUUUCCUGCAGUAAUGGGACGUAAGGAAGCUACGAAAACGUGACGAAAUAGCUGUCAGAAGCACCGAAGCCGAGAAAACAGCUCUUGCGGGAUCAGAAUUUGUGAAAGAGGGGUUUCCUCGGUGCUCCGAGCAAGGCGUGAGAGGAAAAUGAAGAACAGAGGGGGGUAUUUUGUUGAUAACAGACUCAAACAGAGAGUGAAGGAGUACUUGAGCAGUCGCGGGAGUCCCUAUGUUGACCUGGCGGCCGCGGCGGCGGAGCUGCAGAGGAUGUACAGCACAGAGUAUGGGCGGCGGAAAAGAAACGCGUUCCGGAUCCAGAUUGAGAAGGUGUAUGCUGCAAUAUGUAAUGAGACAGACAUCACAGCCCUAGAGAACGAGCAUCUGGCAAAGAGAGCCAGGCACAGCCAGCAAGCCGAUGGGGAGGACAAGAGCUUCACGGAUGACACAACUGAUACUGAAGAUGAUCAGCUUGAACACCCGCCCGCCAACCACAUGAACAGCUCUCUGCUGUCUCUGUACCGGAAGGGCACUCCAGAGCGUGGCACUCCGGUGUCCAGGGAGCUGGCGGGAGACAGCCCUGCUCCCGCUCUCCAGGAGCUGGAGCUGCCCCUGCUGAAGGUGUCUGCCCCAGAGCUGGUGUCGGGCGUGUCGGGGGAGUCGGAGCAGAAACUACGGGACCUCUUCGACCAGGCUGUGAGCAGCGCGCCCUGUAUCCUGUUCAUCGACGAGAUCGACGCCAUCACCCCAAAGAGAGAGGUGGCGUCCAAGGACAUGGAGCGCAGGAUUGUGGCCCAGCUGCUCACCUGCAUGGAUGAUCUCGGGAGCCUGUCAGUCCCGGCGCAGGUCCUGGUCAUCGGCGCCACGAACCGCCCCGACUCCCUGGACCCUGCCCUGCGCCGAGCGGGGCGCUUCGACAAGGAGAUCUGCCUGGGAAUCCCAGACGAGGGAGCCAGGCUCAGGAUUCUGCAGACUCUGUGCCGGAAGCUCAGGCUCCCAGAGGCCUUUGACCUGCAGGCCCUGGCUCACCUCACCCCGGGCUACGUGGGCGCGGACCUGAUGGCCCUGUGCAGGGAGGCAGCUAUGACCGCCAUCAACCGGAUCCUGAUUGAGAUGCAGGACGGGGACAAGCCGACACAGGAGGCAGAGGGACAGGGGCAGGCAGACGGCAGCUGUACCGAGGGGGCAAGCGUGCAGCCUCAGCACAAGGACAUGUCAGCAGAGGCAGAGCUGUGCCGGCUCCUGGCUCUGCUGAAGAGUGACAGUGUGCUGAGCGAGGAGCAGCUGGGCCAGCUGACGAUCGAGAUGGACGACUUCAGGGCCUCGCUGUCCUCCGUGCAGCCCUCCGCCAAGAGAGAGGGCUUCGCGACCGUGCCCGACGUCACCUGGGCCGAUAUCGGAGCGCUGCAGGACGUGCGCGAGGAGCUCACCAUGGCCAUCCUGGCCCCAGUGCGCAACCCGGAGCAGUUCAGAGCCCUGGGCCUCAGUGCCCCCGCGGGAGUCCUGCUGGCCGGACCGCCGGGCUGUGGCAAGACCCUGCUGGCCAAGGCAGUUGCCAAUGAGUCUGGUCUGAACUUCAUUUCUGUCAAGGGCCCUGAAUUGUUAAACAUGUACGUGGGCGAGAGCGAGCGUGCCGUCCGCCAGGUGUUCCAGAGAGGGAGGAACUCCGCCCCCUGCGUCAUCUUCUUUGACGAAAUAGACGCCCUUUGUCCGCGCCGCUCCGACCACGAGUCCGGCGCCAGCGUGCGCGUUGUCAACCAGCUGCUCACGGAGAUGGACGGUUUGGAGGCACGCAAGCAGGUCUUCAUCAUGGCUGCCACCAACAGGCCAGAUAUCAUUGACCCCGCGGUCCUUCGGCCAGGUCGCCUGGACAAGACGCUGUACGUGGGCCUGCCGCCCGCUGCGGACCGGCUCGCCAUCCUGCAGACGAUCACAAAGGGUGGGAAGAGGCCUCUGCUUGAAGAGGAUGUAAGCCUAGAGGAGAUCGCCUCCGACGAGCGCUGCGAUUGCUUCACGGGGGCUGAUCUGUCCGCGCUGGUGAGGGAGGCCUCCAUCAACGCGCUGCGGGUCCACCUGCCCCCCCGCCCCUCUGCUGCUGCUCCAGUGGUGGACAUCAGGGUCAGCAGACAGAACUUCCAGGACGCCCUCAAGAAGGUGAAGCCAUCCGUAUCGAAAAAGGACCAGCGCAUGUACGAGCUGCUGAAAGAGUCAUUAAGCCGCUGAGAGAGCCAAUAGUCCGAUCAGCUCGGGACAGGACUAGAGGGCCGAUCCAGUGCAGAGACCUUUGGAAUCGACACUUCCAGGAAAUAACAGCGGUGCUGGGGAUUCCCGUUUCCCUCAGCAUAAUAUAAUUAAAAAGCAUCACAGGAUCUGCACAAAAUCAUUCUACUGACUUGUGGUCACAUGGUGGAACUGCAAAGCAGAGCCCUAAGCCAUGGUGAGAUCCUAUCACACCGGUUACCAAGCCACUACCGGAAUGAACACAGGGUGACUGCCAACUAUUUUUCAACGUGUACAUGAAAAUACUCCUGUACCCUUUUCCAAAAUAAAAUCGGAAAAGAAGACUUUUCUAACAUGA
Molecule: messenger RNA, 2705 nt
Organism: Lepisosteus oculatus (spotted gar)
Lineage: Eukaryota; Metazoa; Chordata; Actinopteri; Semionotiformes; Lepisosteidae
Source: RefSeq, a predicted model, not a curated record